Molecule: messenger RNA, 192 nt
Organism: Cooperia oncophora
Lineage: Eukaryota; Metazoa; Nematoda; Chromadorea; Rhabditida; Trichostrongylidae
Source: the annotation of a GenBank genome assembly
AUGAUCUGGGUAUGGGGAGUAUUCGCCGUCGUUGGAUUGACGAUGAGUCAGAAUCCCGUCUUCAGGAGGUUCGAAUACAAACAUUCCUUCCGUGCACCGAAUCUUGCUCAACGCGACGGCUCCAUACCUUUCUGGAUGGUUUGUCAUUUCGUGAAGUCGUCGUCCAAAGAGCUUCUAUAUUGUUUGAAAUAG